AUGCCGCCCAGGACGAGAGCAGUGGUGCAAAGCCAGCAACAAAAGGAAAAGCGCCGACAUGUGGCUAACUGGGAAACCGGCCAUUCUGGUCGCGUGUCGUUACAGCUUGCCAACUCCUACAAUGAACUCCUCGAAGAGUUUUCGUCCAAGGAUCUCCGGAGCGUCGGAAAUUAUAGCGUAGGGAGGUUGAUUGGGAAAGGCUCCUUCGGAAAAGUCUACCUUGCGUCGCACAAGCUCACCAAUGGCUCCAAGGUGGUGCUCAAAUCCUCCAGCAAGGAGGACACCAACCUGGCGCGCGAAAUCCAUCACCAUCGCCAAUUCCUCCACCCUCACAUCGCGCGUCUUUACGAAGUCGUGGUAACGGAGAGCCUGGUUUGGCUGGUGCUGGAAUAUUGUCCUGGUAUGAUCGAUUGGAAGGCGCAGUUUGGGCAAGGCUGGAAGGACAAGUGUGAACUGACUGGGUUGUCUAUAGGUGACGAGCUCUACAACUAUCUCCUCCGCCAUGGUCCCCUUCCUGUCGAUAAAGUAAAACGGAUUUUCACCCAGCUGGUCGGUGCGGUGGCCUAUGUUCACAGCAAGUCGUGUGUGCAUCGGGAUCUCAAGCUGGAGAAUAUACUGCUGGACAAGCACGAAAAUGUUAAGCUCUGCGAUUUCGGGUUUACGCGCGAAUACGAAGGGAAGGCGAGCUACCUGCAGACCUUCUGCGGCACCAUCUGCUACAGCGCCCCGGAGAUGUUGAAGGGAGAGAAAUAUGCUGGCGAGAAGGUCGAUGUAUGGAGCUUGGGAAUUAUUCUCUACGCCCUUCUGGCGGGCGAAUUGCCUUAUGACGAUGACGAUGACCAAAUUACCAAGAACCGGAUUCUCUCCGAGGCGCCGACCUACAACGACAAGUUUCCCGACGACGCCAAGGCGCUGAUCAACCUCCUUCUCUCCAAGCGGCCAUUGAUUCGACCAAGCCUUGAUGAAAUUCUUGCGCAUCCGUUCCUUGCGGAGCAUGCCCCUGAACAAUUAGCUAUCCUCAAGAUUCCUCGGCCCUCCCCGUUCACGACACCGCUGGAGAAGACCACUUUGCAACGGAUGAAGAGUGCCGGGGUCAAUAUCGAUGAGGUCAUUGAGAAUGUUUUGGCUCAAAGAUGCGACCCGUUGGCCGGAUGGUGGGCCCUGUUGAUUGAAAAGGAGCAGCGCAAAGAACAAAAACGAGAGCGCAAGCGCAGGGAACGAGAAGUAGAGGCAAAGAAUCUCCGUCGACUGAGCGCCGCUAGCAGCCGUUUAGAGAAGCUGUCCUCGGCUUUGGUGGAAGUGGACGAAGAAGGCCAGGCGAGCGUGGGUGGCCAGCUGAAGGACCGCGGGCGGCGUGAUAGGCGAAGCCUUCCAUCCCAGCUGGCGGUGCCAGAGCUGCCUGCGCUUCCCGAGCCACUAUCCGUCUUCUCUCCCGACAUAAGCAACCUCCCAGCACCUGUCGACAAAGACUCUCUUGCGGACAGGCGCUCCAUCACAUCAGCCUCCACUUCGGUCCGGCGCCGUCCAGUUCCGCCUCCGAAGGAUAAAAGAAGAUCGCGUCCCAGUAUGCUGCAUGUCAGCGCGUCGCAACCCGAGCUAACGCAGCAUCAUGGGAUCUUCCGUCGCCGUACCAAUCGACGACAUCACCCUAUCCUGAGCCAGCUUGCAUCCCUCAAACAUUGGUUCGUGGAAUCAGCCAAGCGGGCCAAAUCUCCCAAUUCCAAGUCCACCGGGUCGCGCAAGUUCCUAUCAGAAAAGUUCAGCCCUGCAAAAAGUCAAGAUUCUGGAAAGAAAGCUGCGUCCUUACCUACUGCCGGCGAUGCCCCAGCAGAGGUUGUGACGCCUACUCAAAUCAAGCGCAUUUCCAAUGCUAGCAGUCUGGCCCCGAGCAGUGCCUCUUAUCGUCAGAACAGGCACUCCUAUCCUCGCCAGCCGCGAGCAUUGAAUACUAGUCAUUCUAGUCAUCGCAACUCCCUCUCGCCAUCCCCCAUCACCCCCCGUGGCUCAUAUCGGCGAUCGUCAGCUGGGUUGCGUGGUCGCAAAUCCACAUCGUCUUCUGUCUCAUCCAUACGCAGCAUUCACCACACGCGUGCGCAUUCCAAAGCGUCGUCAAUUUCGUCUAAUAGCAUGGACACCAUCGCCACACCAACAGCCCGGGUUUCCAAGUCACCUCAUUCAUCCAUCAAAGUGCUUCCUACUACGCCUGGCUCGUCCGCCCGCUUCCCGAGCAAUAUUCGGUUGGUACGUGGUCCCAGUGGGCCUCAGAGGGAGCUGAGUGACACUACGGGGCAGAUUCAGUCAGCCUUUAAUGAAGCCGCCCCCGGUCCAAUUCUUUAUUCGCCCUCUUCUAGCCUGGUCUUUGCCCGACGGAAACGAUCUGCCUUUAAGGGCCCCAUGAUUCAUACAUCGAACCUGAUGGGCUCGAGCGGGAUGGUCCAUUCACCUCUCCCCGGUCAGGCUGCAGGUAACGACGACGCUGUUCCCGUCUCUGGGCGCCCUGUGGCCCGCAAAAGCCAGAUUAUCGAAGAGGAGGAAGAUGCCGAGGGCUUCGAAGAUGAGAUAGAAGAAGUCGAUGAAUUUGACGGACCAGGGGAAGACUCUGGCACAGCUGACGCUGAUGGCGAUGUUACUCCUCAAGAGUCCGUCACGCAGGCCGCGGAGGCUCGAUCUCCUGUGUCAGCCCACAAGCCGGCACUCGAACCGGCCCCGGAGCUGGAAUCCAGUCCACUCCGACCUCCGCGGUCAUCCUCGCUGCAUUCGCCGCCGCCCGAACCAGCGGAAGCCCUCGCAGCGGAAGCCCUCGCAGCAGUCGCCGGGGAGUCGGCAGCACAAGACCGUGACGUUGCCGACGCCAAUUCUGCCGAGACUGCUGGCGAGCUGACUCCUAAGCCAGUUAUUUCCUCUGGAUAA
This is a messenger RNA of Penicillium canariense, 2910 nucleotides long. RefSeq names its product non-specific serine/threonine protein kinase. Bases 1 to 2910 code for a protein of 969 amino acids. Gene Ontology annotation, cellular component: cytoplasm. Lineage: Eukaryota; Fungi; Ascomycota; Eurotiomycetes; Eurotiales; Aspergillaceae. The transcript is spliced from 4 exons. Gene Ontology annotation, molecular function: ATP binding; protein serine/threonine kinase activity. Gene Ontology annotation, biological process: intracellular signal transduction; protein phosphorylation. The record is from RefSeq and is a predicted model, not a curated record.